AUGUCGGAUCACGAGGAGGACCAUCACUUCGAGAAUGCCGACUCGGGCGCCGCCACCACCUUCCCGAAGCAGUGCUCGGCCCUGCGCAAGAACGAGCACGUCAUGAUCAAGGGACGCCCAUGCAAGAUCGUCGAGAUGUCCACCUCGAAGACUGGCAAGCACGGUCACGCCAAGGUUCACAUGGUCGCCAUCGACAUCUUCACCGGCAAGAAGCUCGAAGAUAUCUGCCCUUCAACCCACAACAUGGAUGUCCCGAUCGUCAAGAAGCGCGAAUUCCUGCUCAUGGAUAUCGGCGGUGAUGGUUUCCUCAGCCUGAUGGACCCAGAAUCGUGCGAGAGCAAGGACGAUCUCAAGAUGCCCGAAGACUCGACUCUUGCCCAGCAGAUCCGCGAAGCUUUCGAGAAGGACGAUGGUGGAAUCAACGUUACCGUGUUCUCUGCUUGUGGUGAGGAGGCCGUUAUGGGAUUCAAGAAUAUGCCCAAGGAUCAA
Mesorhabditis spiculigera is the source of this 489-nucleotide messenger RNA. NCBI's taxonomy places the organism in Eukaryota, Metazoa, Nematoda, Chromadorea, Rhabditida, Rhabditidae. The record is from the annotation of a GenBank genome assembly.